GCGGACUACAUUGCCCGAGCCCCCCCUCCCCUGCACCGGCAGUACUGCGCAUGCUCAGUGCGGUGUGUGGGAGUCCAGUUCCCAGCGCUGCUGUGAUCCGGGAGCUCGUGCGGUGGAAGGUCCCACGAUUGAAGAUAAUGGGCUGCCAGGAAGUGCAUGCCGUGACCCUGCUGGCCUUUGUCUGUGGCACGGCCUCCAUCUCAGGCCUGUUCGCUGCCACCCUGCUACCCCAGUGGCGGCAGAUGAGACUGUAUACUUAUAAUCGCAAUGAGAAGAACUUGACAGUGAGCAUCGGACUCUGGGUGAAGUGCACACGGGAAGAGUGGAGCAGGGAAUGCCUGAUGUACGACACCGAGUGGUUCGCCAGUGUGGACCAGCUGGACAUCCGCGUUCUACAGUUUGCUCUUCCCUUUAGCAUCCUGACCGCUGGCUCUGCCCUCAUCCUGUGCCUAACCGGAAUAUGCAACACCACCUUCACCUCCAACGUGCCGAACCUAAAAAUUGCCAAGUGUCUCGUCAACAGCGCUGGUUGCCAUCUUGUGGCAGGCUUGCUGUAUAUCCUAGCUGGUGUCAUUAGCCUGACUCCAUCUAUCUGGUCCAUAUUUUACACCAACGUGUUGAACAGGAAAUACGGGUCUCUGUUCACCUAUGACAUUGCAGUAUUUGUUGCCAUAGGCAGCUCUGGCGGGAUGUUCUUCACUGCCCUGUUACUGUUUUUGUGGUAUUGUGCCUGCAAGUCCUUGCCAUCGCCAUUUUGGCAGCCGUUGUAUUCCCAUGUACCCAGCAUGCACAGCUAUGUUCAGCCAUCGUACUCGGCGCGGUCCCGUAUGUCGGCCAUAGAGAUAGACAUUCCUGUGGUUACUCACACUACAUAGAUUGGAUGUGCAAUUUAAUUCUGAAAUUUUAUCUCCCACCUAAGUAGUUGUGUACAGUGGUGAUUUAAAGGGUUAUCCAACCCCAAACAAUAUUUCUGGUUUACGUUUAAAGUUGUUGAAUUGUUCUCAAUCUCCUCAUCUUUUGGGAUCUCUUAUAGUGUGAGAUAUGAGCCCUCAAAUUCCCUGGUCUGUACCAAUGCCAUACUGAGGAGGUCUCAAGUUCUCUGUUGUAGUUUAAGUUGCAUUAAAUCUAAAAGAGAGUAGAAGGUCUAUCCCACCACUUGAGGAAAAACAGAUUAGGUCAUCCUGGUACCGACCUAAAGCUGAAAUAACUGAUACAUUUGUUCUUUUCAACUAAUAUCUAUAAUGGUGAUUAGUAUGUAUAUUUUUGGCAUUGUACUUUUUGUAUUGAUUGUGUUGCCUUUUAAAUGUUUUCUAAAACAAUCA
Molecule: messenger RNA, 1322 nt
Organism: Rana temporaria (common frog)
Lineage: Eukaryota; Metazoa; Chordata; Amphibia; Anura; Ranidae
Gene: CLDN12
Product: claudin 12
Exons: 2
Coding region: 51-875 (274 amino acids)
Cellular component (GO): plasma membrane
Source: RefSeq, a predicted model, not a curated record